AUGGAAUUAGACAAAAUAUUGGUUAGAGAUAUUGGUAGACUAUAUGAAGAUUCAGACGAUUGCAAUGUUCAAAUUCAAGUUGGACAUGGGUCAAAUGUUCGUACUUUUAAGGCUCACUCUGUUAUCCUGAGAGCAAGGUCCUCAUAUUUUCGUGCUGCUCUGUCAUCUAAUUGGGCUAGAAAAGAUGGGGAUUAUAUGAUUCUUCAUCAACCAAAUAUAUCUCCAGUCGUUUUCGAAAUUAUUCUCAAAUAUAUUUAUACUGGUACGAUUGUUAUGGAUGAUAUGAAUAUUAGAGUGAAUUAUACAUGUCUUCUAGCGGCCGCUGAUGAAUUGGCCAUCAUAGAAUUAAUUGAUCAUAUUCAAGAUCAUAUAAUUAAGAAUGAUGCUGCAUUAUUAAGAAGGAAGCUUGUUGAAUUUCUUACAAUGACGGCAAAACAUGAAGCAUGUAAUAAACUUCAUAAAUAUUGUGAAGGAAUCAUUUGUGAUGAUCCUGUCAGAUUCUUCUCUUUGGAAGAAUUUGGUUUUUUGGAUAAAUCUAAUUUAAUCGAUAUAUUAAAAAAAGAAUUAUUCAAUAUCAAAGAAAUUGAAAUUUGGAAUAAUGUAGUUAAAUGGGGAAUGGCUCAACAUCAGAAAUUUCCAUCAAAUAUCUCAAAAUGGCAACCUUUAGAUUUUAUAAUGUUAAGAGACACAUUACAAGAUUGUAUUCCACAUAUCAGAUUUUUUAAUAUUUCAGGACCGGAUUAUUAUAAUAAAGUUCGACCUUUUAAAAAAAUCCUACCAAAGGAAUUAAGGGAGGAUUUAGAACAAUUUUAUAUUGCUCAUCAAAUUUCUUCAAGAUCAAUCGUUUUACCACCACGUGGAAAAGGGGGAAUCGAUACAACGAUAAUCACUCCAACUUACGCAGCAGUUCUUGCAGCAAUGCUUAUGCGACGAAAAGACUUUAUAUUUACUGAAGCUGUUGCCAGGGAUGCAUUUCCUAAUUUUGAUCUCAAAUCGUGGAUAUCGAAAAUGUUAUCCCAUGAACAAAAUAGGGCAAAUGCUUUAGAAGAAUUGAACAUGGCUUGGAAAUUCAUGUUUCCUAAUGAUAAUGUGGUUUAUGUAAGUUUAACCGCGCUUAACUUUUUUCCAGAGUUUGCCCGAAGUCAAGUUUUUGUGGCAAUGGAUGAUUAUAAGGAAUGCGUUGAUUUAGAUGAUGAGCCAAUGUAUAUGAGAAUAUUUCUUGCUUUUCAUAAUCAGAUCAUUGAAUAUGAAAAUGUAUCACGAAAGGUAUUAAAACGUAGGCAUAAGGAAAUUAUGUUUUUCCCUAUAUUACACAUUUCUCAUCCAAAUUACAAGGAUGAACAAGAUAGCAUAAUAAUAAGAAAAGGACAAGAAUUACUAGAAGUAAUCAAUAAAGGGAGACUAGUGUUGGAUGAAAAUUGCAAACGAGACAAAAUAAUUAAAAAAAUAAUUAUAGAAGAGAUUAUUGUAGGUAAUGUUGUUAAAAGAACAAUACACUUAUUUAAUAUUGAGUUCGCAAAUAAUGAAAUACCUUAUAUUGAUCUUGCUACGUGGGCCGUACAAAUGCAUUCUGAUGAUAAAACAAUUCGUGAUUUUGCACAUGAUAUUCUAGAUGAAGCCUUCGAUUUAAGAUUUUCGGAUUCAAUUGAAAAUUUUAAAGCGAUGUCCGGUUUGGAAGAUUAUGAAACGAUUGUACCAAAAUACGAAAGAAAUUUACCAUUGAAAACAUUUCGUAAAAUUAUUGACAGCUACCAUGCUAGAAGGUGA
This is a messenger RNA of Funneliformis mosseae, 1767 nucleotides long. The record is from the annotation of a GenBank genome assembly. NCBI's taxonomy places the organism in Eukaryota, Fungi, Glomeromycota, Glomeromycetes, Glomerales, Glomeraceae.